Biomphalaria glabrata is the source of this 1656-nucleotide messenger RNA. RefSeq names its product bifunctional endo-1,4-beta-xylanase XylA-like. Bases 1 to 1656 code for a protein of 551 amino acids. The record is from RefSeq and is a predicted model, not a curated record. The transcript has 3 exons. Lineage: Eukaryota; Metazoa; Mollusca; Gastropoda; Planorbidae.
AUGUCUUACAAUUUACUUGUCUUCAGCCUUGUAUUUAUAUUAUUUCUUAAAUACACCAACACUGUAUGGGUGAUUGAUUCAUUUAGCAUAACUAUUUAUAUUCCUGGGAGACAGAAAUUUACCUGUGAUAAAACUGCCAGGAAUGGCUCUACAGAAUGGGACAUUAUAGCUCCAACAGGAAGUGUUCUACGAGACUUUCUAGCUCCAACAGGAAGUGUUCUACAAGACUUUCUAGCUCCAACAGGAAGUGUUCUACGAGACUUUCUAGCUCCAACAGGAAGUGUUCUACGAGACUUUCUAGCUCCAACAGGAAGUGUUCUACGAGACUUUCUAGCUCCAACAGGAAGUGUUCUACGAGACUUUCUAGCUCCAACAGGAAGUGUUCUACGAGACUUUCUAGCUCCAACAGGAAGUGUUCUACGAGACUUUCUAGCUCCAACAGGAAGUGUUCUACAAGACUUUCUGGAGGACAACGAAGCGCGUUACAGAAAACAGAAGCUUGAUCAGAGAAAUAACGACAGACAAAAGCUUGAUCAGAGAAACAACGACAGACAAAAGCUUGAUCAGAGAAAUAACGACAGACAAAAGCUUGAUCAGAGAAACAACGACAGACAGAAGCUUGAUCAGAGAAAUAACGACAGACAGAGGCUUGAUCAGAGAAACAACGACAGACAGAAGCUUGAUCAGAGAAACAAUGACAGACAGAGGCUUGAUCAGAGAAACAACGACAGACAGAAGCUUGAUCAGAGAAAUAACGACAGACAAAAUCUUGAUCAGAGAAACAACGACAGACAGAAGCUUGAUCAGAGAAAUAACGACAGACAAAAGCUUGAUCAGAGAAACAACGACAGACAAAAGCUUGAUCAGAGAAAUAACGACAGACAAAAGCUUGAUCAGAGAAACAACGACAGACAGAAGCUUGAUCAGAGAAAUAACGACAGACAGAGGCUUGAUCAGAGAAACAACGACAGACAGAAGCUUGAUCAGAGAAACAAUGACAGACAGAGGCUUGAUCAGAGAAACAACGACAGACAGAAGCUUGAUCAGAGAAAUAACGACAGACAAAAUCUUGAUCAGAGAAACAACGACAGACAGAAGCUUGAUCAGAGAAACAACGACAGACAGAAGCUUGAUCAGAGAAAUAACGACAGACAAAAGCUUGAUCAGAGAAACAACGACAGACAAAAGCUUGAUCAGAGAAACAACGACAGACAGAAGCUUGAUCAGAAAAAUAACGACAGACAGAGGCUUGAUCAGAGAAACAACGACAGACAGAAGCUUGAUCAGAGAAACAAUGACAGACAGAAGCUUGAUCAGAGAAACAACGACAGACAGAAGCUUGAUCAGAGAAACAAUGACAGACAGAGGCUUGAUCAGAGAAACAACGACAGACAGAAGCUUGAUCAGAGAAAUAACGACAGACAAAAUCUUGAUCAGAGAAACAACGACAGACAGAAGCUUGAUCAGAGAAAUAACGACAGACAAAAGCUUGAUCAGAGAAACAACGACAGACAGAAGCUUGAUCAGAGAAACAACGACAGACAGAAGCUUGAUCAGAGAAACAAUGACAGACAGAAGCUUGAUCAGAGAAACAACGACAGACAGAAGCUUGAUCAGAGAAACAACGACAGACAGAGGCUUGAUCAGAGAACCUAG